Messenger RNA from Loxodonta africana (African savanna elephant), 7257 nucleotides. RefSeq names its product LIF interleukin 6 family cytokine. Gene Ontology annotation, cellular component: extracellular region. The record is from RefSeq and is a predicted model, not a curated record. NCBI's taxonomy places the organism in Eukaryota, Metazoa, Chordata, Mammalia, Proboscidea, Elephantidae. The coding region runs from base 113 to 721 and encodes 202 amino acids. Gene Ontology annotation, molecular function: cytokine activity; growth factor activity; leukemia inhibitory factor receptor binding. The transcript has 3 exons. Gene Ontology annotation, biological process: regulation of cell differentiation; positive regulation of cell population proliferation; leukemia inhibitory factor signaling pathway.
UACAACACAGGCUCCGGUAUAUAAAUCAGGCAAAUUCCCCGUUUGAGCAUGAACCUCUGAAAAGUGCCGGCAUCUAAGGUCUCCUCCAAGGCCCUCUGCAGUCCAGCCCAUAAUGAAGGUCUUGGCGGCAGGAAUCCUGUCACUGCUGCUUGUUCUGCACUGGAAACAUGGGGCAGGGAGCCCCCUUCCCAUCACUCCUGACAAUGCCACCUGCACCACACGUCACCCAUGUCCCAGCAACCUUAUGACCCAGAUCAGGAAUCAACUGCUGCAGCUCAACAGUAGUGCCAGUGCCCUCUUUAUUGCCUAUUACACCGCCCAGGGCGAGCCGUUCCCCAGCAAUGUGGACAAGCUGUGCGGCCCCAAUGUGACAGACUUUCCAACCUUCCAUGCUGACGGCACAGAGAAGGACAAGCUGGUAGACCUGUACCGCAUCAUCGCGUACCUUGGCGCCUCCCUGGGCAACAUCACACGGGACCAGAAAGCUCUCAACCCCAAAGACCAGAACCUCCACAGCAAGCUGAGCUCGACAGCGGACACCAUGCGGGGACUCCUCAGCAAUGUGCUCUGCCGCCUGUGCAACAAGUACCACGUGAGCCACGUGGAUGUGUCCUAUGGCCCUGACACCUCGGGCAAGGAUGUCUUCCAGAAGAAAAAGCUGGGCUGCCAGCUCCUGGGGAAGUAUAAGCAGGUCAUUGCUGAGCUGGUCCAGGCCUUCUAACACGGGAUCUUAAAGUGUGCUGUGAACUGAGGGAUGGUGGGAGUGGGAUCCAGAUUUGGGGGGCUCUCACAGUGCGGCAGGGGGUCAUUGCUCAGUGUAGGCAGAAGUAGCUGGAAGACCCUGAGGGCUCCCUGCCAGUCUACUUAACUCUGGGGUGGGCUGGGAUGAAGCCGAACAGGGUCAAAACUCCCACAUGCAGGGCCUCGAUAUUGUGUCAUUUCAAGGUGGUGCCCGUUUUUCUGGAAGAUGGCAACCAGGCACCAAGGCGUCAGGCUGGCAAGUGGAAUGUGAGUUGGACUUCUGCCCCUGCCUGACCCUUGGUGAUGGCUUUAGGCAGUGAGCAAAAGAAGUCAUCUCGUAGGGGCACUGACCACAAGGCAAGAGAGCAGGGAUUCGGGCAGUUGCCCAACUCCCAGCAGAAUGGCAUUCAGCAUCCUCCCCUUAGGGCAACGUUGGAAGGCGUGGUUGGAAUAUGAGGUGCUGGGAUCCCAGAGGACUCCCUGUCCCUGGAGAUGUGGCAUAUGGAAAGUAGAGAAGGCAGCUCUGGGAUGGAAUGCUGCACUCUCAUGAGAGAGGUUGGAGAACUCAGGCCUAGGGACUGUUGGGUGGAAGGUUCCAGAAGGAAGUCACUGGCAUUUAGUAUGGGAGAGCCCUUGGGGAGGUGCACUGCCACCUCCCAGCCUGGAAAGGGAGAUAGUUCUCCUUCCUCUUCGCUAUAGGCAUUUCUGCAGACCAAGAUGGCUAGGGACCUGGAAGGGGGUUAGUGGAGGUGGGCGGGGCAGGGACAGGUGCAAAGUCAAGUGAGGAGGUUCUGAGACAGACCCAGAGUCUUCCUUCUGAGCAAGGGCCUAUAAGGGCGGGAAUGGGGUAGUUCAAAGUGGCAGCUCACAGCUGAGGCUAUGGAGGCCUGGUGAAGUCACAGGAAGGUACUUGAGGGGUACCAGAGGUGGUCCCUGGUCCCUAGAUAAGGGGACAGCAGAACUUGAGGUCAGGGUCUCAGGGGAACCUGGGAUCCGAGAGUGCUGAGUGUCUGGCCCAGCAUGGUUGUGUAUUUAUUAUAAUAUCUUAUUUAUAUUAACUUAUUGGUGCUUUAAGUGGCAAAGUUAGCUCCCAUUUCCUGCUGCCUAGCCAACAUUAAUAAGAUGGCUGUCUACCUAGGAGCCUGGGCCAGGUCUUUUAAUAGGGCCUGGCCUGGAUAUUGAAGAUGUUACAAGUGGGAGAAUCCUUACGGGUGAAGCUCAGAGAAGGGUUGGUGUAGGAGUGGAGGCACCUGACUCCAUCCCACCACCUCAACUGUGCCGGAGUGACCCAGGGUUCAGACUGUAAGCUUAGGCCAUUUUGUGAAGUGGCCAGGUACUUUUUGCCAGGGCUGCCAUGUUGCUUGACUCUGGGGGGCCUCAUUCACACUGUGUUCCCUGGCAUCCCUUGGAGUCGUGCAAAUGUCUUAUUCCCAUACUGCUCUAAACUAGCAGUUGAGGGGCCCCGGAACUGUCCUGACCCAGCACCCUCUCCCCAAAGAUGCUCCCACACAGUGGGGAGUACCUUCUCUGGUGUCCUAAACACCACUGAAGACACCAGGGCCUAGGUGAGGAGACCUUGGGAAGCUGGAGCAGUGUGGGAACCACUACCUUCUGCUGUGGAGAGGGCAGCCUGAGACCCCCCAGACUCAGACCAGGAAGCUGUGGUCCCCUCUGCCCCACCUACCCCAUGCCCCCACCCAGGUCUGGGCUUCGAGACAGGGAACUUGAUCCCUUCCUUUGAGCUGAGGGCCAGGCAAGUCUAGAAAUGCCCUCCAGUGUGGAAGAGGGAAAGCUGUGGAGAGGUGUGUUUGGGCCUUUUUUCAAACCCCGAGCAGACAGGCAGUGGUCCUAGCAGUUUAGCUGAUGUGAUUAUGAUGCUUUGCAUUCACUUUGUACCUUUUUCUGUCCUUCUCUGAGCACUUUAUCCAUGCCUACCUGCUGGCAGGCAGGCAGCAGGCAAGCUGAGAGACUGGGCCCAGGGCCAGAAGUUAAACCUGUCCCCACGGCAAGAGUAGGACACGGAGACUCAGCUCUGAGCUCGGGUCCCACUCACCUGUGUCCCAGAUCUCAGCAUGCUGCCCUUCCCAUCUCUCUGCUCUGUUGGUGGACAGGUUGGGGCUGGCUUACCUUCUCCAAGCUGAGCUACAAGAAAGCCAACCUCAUCUAAAGCCAGAGUUGGUGACUCUAGAGCCCAGUGCCAGCUGGGUCACCCAUCAUCUCAUUACCUUGUGGAUACACCUGUGCUGGGCACACCUAGGCGGCCUUCCUUCCCUACCUGCACCUGACCCCCUGACUCUCCCACCACCCAUGCCCCUUUCACACCAGCCCGGAUUCUGCCCCUCGGUCCGCAUCCACAGCACUUUUUCCAGAACCAGCCUGGCAUAUCAAAACCCCCUACCCACAGCAUCUUCGAAUUAUUGAGCCUUUGUGGGAAAAGAUAGUUUUUUUUUUUUCCUCAUUUUCUUCUGUUGGCAUUGACCCAAUCCUGGAGUCCUGGGCUGUGUACCUGGACUAGAGGUGAUUUUUAAGGAGGAGAGGGGGUCCCUCAGCAGAGGAGGGAGUAGGAAGGUCAUUUUGCAGUCUGUCAAGGAGACUUUUAUUUGAAAAAAAAUUGUUUUUUUUUUUUUUUUUAAAUCAAAAAGCACUGCUAGUUUGCUUAUCUCUCUUCCUCCUUCCCCUUGUCUCCCUUGGCCUAUAGUAGGCCAGCUUCUCCCUGACAGAGGCAGUCCAGCCCUGCUUGGCUGGCCCUCCACAAUAGACAUAGCGUGUGGGGCUGGGGCCCUGAAAUUGAGAGACCUAGUCAUUUCCCUUCAGAUGGUACAGAGGUUCUGAUUUAAUUGGUCCUGAGUAGAGCCCAUAUGUUAGUGUUUUUGUUAUAGUUGUUGGUUUUGUUUUUAAAGUCUCUAGUUUAUUCUAAUGGGAAGCAAGAGUUGAAAGUUACUGAGUUAGGGGAAUGUUGUUAGCUGCCAUCCAGUUGGCCACUGACUCAUGGCCACCCCAUGUGUUACGAAGUGGAAUUGCUGCAAAUGGUUCCUUGGCUACAAUCUUUUACGGAAGCAGAUCGCCAGGCCUUUCUUCCACAAAGCUGCUGGGUGGGUUCGAACCACCAACCUAUGGACUAAGCAGCCCAUUGCAGACCACUUGCGCCACUGAGGCUCCUUCAAAUGGUACCGAUGUUCUUACCUUAGAACCAUCUCCAACACACCACCCUACCCCACCUCACCCCCAAUCCCAACCCACAGCGCUUGCUCAGUAGACCCACCAUGUGGCCUUAUCCAGAGAUCUUCCCUGUCCUUCCUUUCCAAUGGAAAGGAUUUCACCUUGGGUGACAAAUUCCUAUUUGAUGAAUGUACCCUGUGGGAAUGUUUCAUAAUGACAGAUGAUUUUAUUUAUUCAAAGUCAUAUUUAAAAUAUUUAUUUUUUAUAUUGAAGAAAUACUUUUUUGUUUUUUUAAGAAAAAAAAAAAAGAAAUUAAUAAAGAAUUCUACUCUUGGUUCGCUUUCCAGAGUAUAUUAAUGUGGGAAACGGGGCUGGAGGCCUGGGACUUUCUCUGCCUAAGUGCCCAGCCAAGUGCAGCUCUGCUGGGCAAAGGGCAGGAGCAUGGGAAAAGGUACCUCCACCAGGUAACGGUGCUGGUGUGGGCUGGGACAGCGGUGGGCAGAGCUUGGGCACAGGCUGAACCAGCGAGGUAGGUGGUGUCCAGAUCAUGGGGUGUUGCCAAGGAAAGGACGGUUGCUCAAAAGUUGGGGAAUUAUUUCACAUCUUACAAGUAAUCAGCUCCUUUAUCACCAGUCCUCACUUAACUCUCAGUAAUCCCUUGAGUCAUCAUCCCCAGUUAACAGAGGGGGAAACUAGGCUCAGAGAGAUAAGGUGACCGGCCCAGGGUCACACUGAUAGUGUUUAGGACCCGUUAGAGACACCCUCUAGCUCCAAAUAUCACACUCUUGCCCCUACCUGGAAUUCAGAGACAUAGAAGAAACCAGCUGCUGAGGCCUCUCUUUUCAUGGAUAGAGCACUGACCACCACUGACAGCAAAGAGAGCAGCCAAGAAUGUGGAGCAGGAAGGUUCAGGGCCCUGGGGCCAGAGUCGGGACUUUUUCACUGGGCUCUUCCAGGUCUGAGCUGCCCUCCUGCAAGGGACACUUCUUCCUACCUCACCUCACCGCAUUCCAGUGCAACCUCUUCCCAGCCUCCUGGGAUACCCUUCCUUGGGGAAAUGAGAGAGGUUGGGACUGGAUGGGCACAGAUACAGGGGCCCUGGAGUAGCCCCAGAUGUCUCACCUGUGCUUUGCCCUGGGGCUGGCUCUAGGUGUCCCCAGCUGUGAUCCAUUUUGGGGAUCUGGGCAGCUUGUUCAUUCAUGAAUGCUUAUAAGUGUCAGGUCCUGUGCCCAGGUUCCAAAGACGAACAGAACACAGGAGGUACCUUCUAGAAGCUCAUAGGCCAGCAGGGGAGGGUGAGUGUGAUAGAAGAGGCACAUACAAGGUGGGGAGCCCAGGAGGAAGGAGCUGUGUUCUAGGGGCCAGGAGCGGCGUGGGCUGUGGUCCUCUCUGGUCUCUGUGCAAUGAAGGACGGGACCAGAGGCCCUGCAGAGUGUGGUCCACGGACAUGCAUCAUCAAAGUAGAGCUGUGUUUCAUAGGGGUUUCUUGUCUGUAAUAUUAAUGAAAGUAGAUUGCCAGGCCUCUUCUUCUGACAGACUGCUGGGUGGGUUUGAACCAACAACAUGCAAAGGCCAGUCUGGUGGGCUUGAGGUUGAAGUGGGGGAGGGACCACCCAGGCCAGGCCAGGCCAGAUCAGCUCCCAGCUCUUCUGUCUUUUUUCACCUAACCUUCCCUCUCCCCUUCCCCCCACCACUCUCCCGCCCAGUUGUCUGUGACAUUUUCCCUUUUCUGUUUCCUGGUCGCACCACUUCCUCUCCCUCCCUAAAGCCCUAGGGGUAGGGGAUGCCUAGAUUCCCCUGGUCCUAACCCAGUCCUGGGGUAAGGGGUGGUAAAUGUUGCAUUAAAAGUGGGGCUUUUAAGUUUGGGGUCUGCCAUGGGUUAGCAGUCUUUGCAGCUCUGUGAGCAAAAUCAUUGCCUUUACAAAUGUUGUCAUUUAGAAAUUGUGUCCUGUGUGAAUGCUACAAUGAGUUACUGAUAUCUGAGAAAGAAGCUGUAAAGCCACCACCAGCAAAUCAGCUAACCAUUUUCAUUGAGAUAUUCUAGUUUCCACUGAAGUCAAGAGUCCGCUUCCUGAUUUCUUUUUUUCAUAUUUCCCCUGUUACAUGACAGACACUAAACAUAUUUUUAAUAUCAGUAUAUAUUCACUUUAAGUCCAAAAUAUAGCUCUACUAACUGCUAUUAACUGGUCUACUUAAAAUCCAAAAAAUCUCUUCCCAUCGAGUUGAUUCCAACUCACAGUGACUGUCUUAGUUAUCUAGUGCUGCUGUAACAGAAAUACCACAAGUGAAUGGCUUUAACAAACAGACAUUUAUUCUCUCACAGUCUAGGAGGUUAGACGUUUGAAUUUAGGUAGUCAGCUCCAGGGGAAGGCUUUGUCUUUCUCUCUCGGCUCUGGGGGAAGGUCGUUGUUAACAGUCUUGCCUUGCAACUAGGAGUUUCUCAGCACAGGGACACUGGGUCCAAAGGAUGUGCUCUGCUCCUGGCUCUCCUUGCUUGGUGGUAGGAGGUCCUUCUCCUCGCUGUUUGCUUCUCUCUUUUAUAUCUCAAAAGAGAUUGACUCAAGAUACAACCUAAUCCUGCAGAUUGUGUCCUGCCUCAUUAACAUAACUGCUUCUAAUCCUGACACAUUCACAUCAUAAAGGUUAGAGUUUAUAACACACAGCCUAGUUAGAUCGGAUCACAAAAUGGGGGACAACAAUACAAUACUGGGAAUCACAACCUACCCAAGUUGAUACCCAUUUUGGGGGGACACAAUUCAAUCCAUAACAGUGACCCUAUCGGAUAGAGUAGAACUGCCCCGUAGGGUUUCCAAGGCUAUAAUCUUUCCAGAAGCCAACUGCCACAUCUUUCUCCCGCAGAGUGGCUGGGUUCAAACCACCAACCUUUUGAUUAGCAGAUGAGUGCUUUAACCACUGUGCCACCAGAGUUUAUGCAGACCUAAUUCUAGACAAAACAUUAGCUUUCAAAAGUUUAUGAUGUCACCACAGCAUAAGGAGACUUAAGUGAACCACUUUUAUCCCAAGUGCAUAAAAAAAACUAAACCAAGUGCAUAACCCAUCAGUAAAUAUUAUCCAAUCUGCGUUAUGAACAGGAACAGGCCCUUUUCAUCUGCAAAAUGGGCUGACUCUUAGGUUUUAACACUUUGUAGCCUUCAGUUAACAACAGAUGCUCUAAAUAUUUGACCUCAUUUCAGCAAUAUUGCCAUUUGUCUAGGGAGGCCUUAUGCUUCACAGGGGCAUGAUUUGUUUUUUUUUUUUUAAUUUUUAUUGUGCUUUAAGUGAAAGUUUACAAAUCAAGUCAGUCUCUCACACAAAUACUUAUAUACACCUUGCUACAUACUCCCAAUUACUCUCGCC